UUCUUCGAAAUAUCAUCUCUCAUUGGAAAUGCUAAAUGCUAUGAAGAGGAAAAGAAGGUGAUGAAAACUCGAGAUCGAGAGAGAGAGAGAGAGGAAUCAUCAAAUAAAAUCAAGUACAAGUAGUCGUGGUUCGUUGGCAUCCGAAAACAGAAAGCCGUGUCACUGUGGAUUGAUCCUAUCGCACAUUUUCACUACUAAACGCUCAUCAUCAGCUCCGAUCCAAUCCAACUCCAAUGGACGAAACACCAUCUCGCAAGCAUCAGGUAUCUUUAAGAGGAGCAAGUGCAAGGGAGAUUUCAAGGGACGCGCUUCUCCAGAAAGUCUCUCACGAAAGAGAGCUACGCAAUUAUGCUAGACGCGCUACUGCUUCUGCUAUCUUUAUUCAGAGGGUUUGGAGACGCUUCAUUGUAACAAAGAAAGUAGCAGCCGAGCUUCAAUUAGAAUGGGAAGCAGAAGCAGCGUUGGUGAAGAAUGAUUUAACCAUAAUGGGUGGUAGCUGGAUUUCCACUCGCGUUUUGAGACCUUUCCUUUUCUUUGUUCACUGUUUAUCGACUCGGCAUCACAAGAUUCGCGAUGCAGAUAUACCCUGCCUCCACACGUGCUUCAAGCUUCUUCUUGAAAGCAUCAAUUCUACUGAUUUAGGCAACAACUUUUGCGCCCUGGCGCUGGGUACACCAGAAGAGAGAAGAACGUGGACUUACCAAUCUCAGAAGCUCGUUUCUCUUUGCUCAAUUAUCCUUGCUAAUUGUGACAAAUCUCAUCAACGGGCUCAAGAUAUCAUGGUUCUUACCUCUCUUGCGAUGCGUCUUCUUGUUGUCUUAACUGAUCAGAAGUGUUGGAAAAGCAUUACCAACAAUAGUCCCAAGGAUGCAGAUGUAGCAUGGAAGGAUUUGGUCAGGUUUAUGGCAAGACCUAAAAGUGGCUUGUACUUAUCCAUUAGACGAUACAUUAACAAUUUGGAUAUUCAUUUUUGUCCACAAACAAGCACACUGGCACAGACAGAUGAUAGAUUCUUGAUCACUGCAAGUGCAAUAACUUUAGCUCUAAGGCCUUUUAACGUGACAAAUUUUGAUUUUAUUGGCCCUGACGUGGUGGACAUCAAUUCUGCCCCUGCACAGUACUAUUUGUUUCUACUCACAAUUCCCUGGCUCACUCAACGUCUGCCAGCUGUUCUUCUACCCGCUCUGAAGCACAAGUCUAUUCUCUCACCAUGUUUCCAGACUCUACUGAUAUUGAGAGAUAAUAUUUUAAAGGAGAUGUCAGAGAUGGAUCAAUUGAAAAUCCUGCAUUCUUCCAAAGCAAUUCCGCCAGUUGCUUGGGCUCUUGCAAACACCAUUUGCCUAGUCACAGGGGAUGAGAAUGAUUAUGUGGAACCUGGAGGCCUCAAUCAAGGACUGGACUAUGCAGUCUAUGUCCAUGUUGUGAUCAUUCUUGCUGAAAACUUGUUGUCAUGGCUUGAUGGUGGUGGAGGGACUGAAAAGGAGAACCAAUAUGCUCAGGUCAUUGCAGAAACAUCUGCUGAGCCCUUCGGUAAAGCUUUGUGCGAGAUUGAAACAACAUGUGCCUUAAAGAUGACAUAUGUGAGCUUACUCAGACCUGUUUGUCAGCAGUGGCAUCUUACAAAACUUUUGGCAAUGUCAAAGAUGGAUGCCAAUAGUAAUGGGGAUGAGACUUUGCCCACAAAAACUCUGAAAUACUCAGGAAAGUUGAACCUUCUUGGUAUUGCAUAUUUCUAUUCUUGCAUGCUCCGAAUAUUUGCAAUCUUGAAUCCUACAGUUGGGUCAUUGCCUGUUCUCAAUAUGCUGUCAUUUACUCCCGGGUUUCCUGUUACCCUAUGGGAAGUAUUGGAAAAUUUACUUUUUCCUGGACAUGGAGGCAUUUCUGUGGUUAAUGAUUUUCACACAAGGAAAGUUUCAGCAAACAAAAAUGAUGGGUUUCUCAAGAAACAACAAAAACAACCCAGUAAGGAUGGAGGUAAUAAGUUGGUCAACGUACUCCAUAAACUUACAGGAAAGUCACAAGCAGGGGUAGAUCAUGGAGAUUCAGUUAAUGGGAAUCCUAGUGCACAGGUUGGUGAUGAUUUGCAUGAUGCUUGGGAUGUAGAACUGUUAAGGUGUGGUCCACAAAAGAUUUCAAGAGAAAUGUCAUGUCUUCUUCAUUUGUUCUGUGGGACCUACUCACACCUGCUGUUAGUUCUUGAUGACAUAGAGUUCUAUGAAAAACAGGUUCCAUUUAUGUUGGAGCAACAACAAAGAAUUGCAUCAGUGCUCAAUACCUUAGCAUACAAUGGCUUGGCCCAUAGUAUAAGUCAGCAGGAUAGGCCCCUUAUGGAUUCCGCGAUCAGAUGCUUGCAUUUAAUGUAUGAAAGAGAUUGCAGGCAUCAGUUCUGCCCCCCUGUUUUGUGGCUUUCACCUGCUAGAAAGAGCCGGGCUCCAAUUGCAGUUGCUGCCAGAACUCAUGAAGCUAUGUCAGCUAAUAUAAAAUCAGAUGAUGCUCUGACUGUUCCAAGCAUGGGUUCUGUAAUCACGGUGACUCCACAUGUAUAUCCAUUUGAAGAAAGGGUUCAAAUGUUUAGAGAGUUCAUAAACAUGGAUAAAGUCUCUAGAAAAAUGGCUGGUGAAUUUACAGGACCUGGUUCACGAGCUGUGGAGAUUGUAGUUCGUCGCAGUCAUAUUGUUGAAGAUGGAUUUCAGCAGCUUAAUUCUCUUGGGUCAAGGUUGAAGUCAUCCAUUCAUGUUUCAUUUGUUAGUGAAUGUGGCCUUCCGGAGGCUGGUUUGGACUACGGUGGGCUAUCUAAAGAGUUUCUGACAGAUAUAUCAAAAUCUGCCUUUUCUCCUGAGCAUGGGCUAUUUUCACAAACCUCAACUUCGGAGAGACAUCUAAUUCCCAAUCCAACUGCAAAAUAUCUAGAGAAUGGUAUCCAGAUGAUUGAAUUUCUCGGAAGAGUUGUUGGGAAAGCUCUAUAUGAAGGAAUAUUACUAGAUUACUCCUUUUCACAUGUGUUUGUUCAAAAGCUGUUAGGCCGAUAUAGCUUUCUUGAUGAACUAUCAACACUUGAUCCAGAGCUGUACAGGAAUGUCUUGUAUGUGAAGCAUUAUGAUGGUGACGUCAAGGACCUCUCCCUUGACUUCACAGUCACUGAAGAAUUAUUUGGUAAACGGCAUGUCAUUGAGCUGAAACCUGGGGGUAAGGAUGUUUGUGUGUCAAAUGAGAACAAGAUGCAGUAUGUUCAUGCAAUGGCUGAUUAUAAACUCAAUCGACAGAUAUUGCCCUUUUCAAAUGCAUUUUAUAGAGGGCUAGCUGAUCUUAUAUCACCAUCUUGGUUGAAAUUGUUCAAUGCAAGUGAAUUCAAUCAGUUACUUUCAGGUGGUGACCUUGACAUUGAUGUUGAUGAUUUAAGAAAUUACACACGAUACACAGGUGGCUAUUCUGAGGGGAGUCGAACAAUUAAACUUUUUUGGGAGGUAAUUAAAGGAUUUGAACCAAAUGAACGCUGUAUGCUGCUUAAAUUUGUGACCAGCUGCUCUCGAGCUCCAUUACUUGGGUUCAAACACUUGCAGCCAUCCUUUACAAUCCAUAAGGUCUCAUGUGAUGCCUCUCUUUGGGCAACAAUUGGAGGACAAGAUGUGGAGCGGCUUCCAUCAGCUUCUACCUGCUACAAUACUCUCAAGCUUCCAACAUACAAACGUGCAAGCACUUUGAGAGCAAAAAUUCUUUAUGCAAUCAAUUCAAAUACUGGAUUUGAACUUUCUUAAGGAUCUCUUGAUCUUUGACUUGUUUUGGCUAAGCUGUGCAUGUCAUUUGAGUAGUCAAAUGACCAAUCAUUUGACUGUUGAUUCUCUGUGUUCUGGAAUGUGGGUUUCCCAUUGCAUGAUGCAUUGACUAGCUACUUUCUGCAGAGGGGGAACCUUUUGAUUAUCGCUGGCCUCUUGAUCAUUUUCUAGAGCGUGGUAGAUAUCUAAGGCCACAGUUUGAGGCAAGGGAGUGCGUUGACCAGGACCUCACAAUUGCUGUUAAUUUGUAGUUGAACAAACUAGUCUCAUGGUUUAGCCACUUAAACCACUGUUGCUUCCCGCAUGGGACAGGUUGUGAGCUUCACGCAAACACCUCUUUUUGGCUGCAUGGUUGUCACUCCAAUCCAUCUUGCUCCAAGUCCUUCAAUAUUCAGUCUCUACACCUUGUUGGAAACAACUUUGUGCUUCAAAGAAGAUAAAGAAGAGGAUCGCAUUUGUCCAGGUAUUCAAAUCUCUCUAGUUGUGUGUACAUAUUUGAGAACAGCAUCAUGUAAUUAAUGCUUCUGGUUUAUUAUUCUGGAAUCUCCCAUCAUUGAAUAUAGAUAGAUUGAUUUGUGUUA
Messenger RNA from Populus trichocarpa (black cottonwood), 4354 nucleotides. RefSeq names its product E3 ubiquitin-protein ligase UPL7. Bases 234 to 3755 code for a protein of 1173 amino acids. Gene Ontology annotation, biological process: protein polyubiquitination; ubiquitin-dependent protein catabolic process. Gene Ontology annotation, molecular function: ubiquitin protein ligase activity. Lineage: Eukaryota; Viridiplantae; Streptophyta; Magnoliopsida; Malpighiales; Salicaceae. The transcript has 15 exons. The record is from RefSeq and is a predicted model, not a curated record.